Messenger RNA from Bursaphelenchus xylophilus (pine wood nematode), 1649 nucleotides. NCBI's taxonomy places the organism in Eukaryota, Metazoa, Nematoda, Chromadorea, Rhabditida, Aphelenchoididae. The record is from the annotation of a GenBank genome assembly.
AUGGAUGUCUCAUUUGAACCAACCAUGGCUGGCGGUGGAUGGGGAACAGACGUUGGUAAUGUUUCCAUGACCCAGGCACCGGCUGCUUCUAGUGGCCAAUUUGAAAAGAUCCCUCUUCCCAUCUCACUGAAAGAAGCUGCUACGUGUAGAAGUGAGGACGAUAAGUUCCAUAUCGCAUCUUUUGGCUUUGUCAAUGUAAGGUUUUUAUUUGUGUGCUUUAUUAUUUAUGUUUAGGUAAAAGUAAUUGGUAGAGUUGAGACUAUUGAGGACAGUCCUACUGGGGAGAGAAACCUUACUUUAAUUAAUGCGAAAGAAGCGGAUUCUGUUAGCCUCAAAGUGAUCUUGUACGAGACUGUUCAGGUAAAUUUAGAGAGUUCUGUAAUCAAGAAUUAUUUAGAAUAAAACUGAUGCUUAUGCCGAAGGCGAUAUUGUGCUCAUCUUGGGAAAGAUAAGGAACUUCGACGGAGAGGUCAGCAUGCUCGCUUUCCAUCUUCAGGUGAUUACGGAUCCCAAGAAAGUAGAAUGUUUUCUUUUGGAAGUUGCUUUGGCCAACAGAUAUUACAGUAACGUAAGUUUUAAUAUUAUAUCUGCAACUGGUUCAAGAAUUUUCCCGAAAGAGUCUCAAAUGAGAUUGCAAUUGAGUUGAACGGGACUGUCUUCAGCAAUGCACCUCCAGAAGUCAGAAACAAACCAGGCCAGGGUCAAAAUAACCAGUCCGGAUUCGGGGGAAUGGGAGGACCCGCAGCUACAGCCACUACUCCCAAUGCCCGAGGGCUUUCUGGAGUCCAAGCGAAGGUAAUUUGAAGAGAAAUGAUAAGAGUUGGAAUUAAAAAAUACUCUAAAUUAGCAAAAAAUAAUGCUUGUUGUUGCGCGGUUUAACAUGGGGGUUUUAUAGAUACAUAAGAUGGAAACGUCUGAAUUGGGUAUUUUAGCUGGUCCGAGUUAUCCUCACUCAUUUUAAACCUAAAAUGUUGUGUUCAAGGGAAAUUUCUGAAAUUUGCGAUAUUGUGAACGAUUAUUUCCGGAAGACUAGGUUCCAGAGAAUUACAAAAUUAGGCUUUUUACAAGAAACAGAAAGUUUAUCGGUAAAAAAUCAAAUGGGAUACGAAAUCGGCCCCUGAAUGUACCUAACAUAUUUUUCUGUUUGGGAGUUUUUGGAUAAACCAUAUGAAACGGAUAGAAACAGAAAUUCUCAGCUAGUAAGAACUUGCCUAAAUUUGUAAAUCUGGCCCUCCGGAAAUUAUCGUUCACAAUGUUUUUCAGAAAUUUCUCUUGGACACAAAAUUUUAGGUUUAAAAUGAGAGAAUUUUUUAGGAAAGGAAAAAGUCGUAGUGCAGAAGAAGAUGCGAAAUUCGCUUUCUUUCUAUAUUUUGGAAAGCAAAACAAGAGAACGGCUUUCGAUCGAAAUAGCAAACAAAUUUAGCUUUUUUUUCAAAUCCCAAAUCGAUUAUUAUUUCUUAACUUUUUUAACUCUAAAAUUUUAGAUCCAUAACGUAAUUCAGCAGAAGGGUGGGGAAAGCGGCAUCCAUGUCGAUGAAAUCAAGAGAUCCAUCGGAAAUGUCGCCAAGUUCGACGAGGAACUCCAGCAUCUGGUUAACGAGGGAAUGAUUUAUUCCACCAUCGACGACUACCAUUACAGCGCUUUGUGA